AUGCUCGAGAAAUUCAAAAUGGGUGUCACGUUCGUCACCUGUAAACUUCACGUAGCUGUCAAACAUUGAAUAUCUUGAGUAAUUUGUGAUAAGUAUUCGCUUACCAAAAUGUCGGCGAUGUUAACCGCCGACUGGUUUCCUCUAGGACGUGAUAUAUAUUUUCGCAAAUUUGAGCUGUACCCGCUAUCAUUUCAACACGAAAUUUCCAACAAUAAUUGGCUUGUAGCAGCCCCUUAUGGGGGUUCUAUUGCUGUUACGAGAAACCCCAAGAAAUUUGUCAAGGUUCAAGGAGCUACUAAGCCUGUAAUAUUACUGUACACAUCAUCAGGGAAAUUAACAGCCAAGCUGCAAUGGAGCAGCGGACAACUCAUAGCAUUGGGUUGGUCUCAGCAAGAAGAAUUGUUGUGUGUGCAAGAUGAUGGCAAUGUUCUCAUAUAUGACAUGUUUGGAACUUAUCAACAUACUUUUAGUAUGGGAGAUGUAGCCAAAGACACCAAAGUUAUCGAUGCAAAGUUCUUCACAACUUCAAACAGCACAGGGAUAGCUGUUUUGACAUCCACUAAUCGUAUUUAUUUAGUGAACAAUGUGUCUGAUCCCAAAGUUCGGCCAAUUACAGAUAUGCCUAGAUAUGGUGGUCCGAUUGAUUGUUGGUGUAUGAUACAUUGUGAUAGGGAGACACAAGUAAUUCUAUCAAAUAGAGAGGGGAUAUUCGUGAUUUAUCAAUCUCAUCAGAAUGCAUUUCCAUUCAGUAAUCUUUUCAACAACAAGAUCAACAACAUACUGGCCAUAGCUGUAUCCGGCAAUAAUCGACACAUCGCGCUUUAUGCUGACACUGGAUAUUUGUACAUCGGCUCGAUAGACUUCCGAGAGAAGUACUGCGAAUGCUUUACAAACGUGAAUGAAACCUUAACUAAUAUAGCUUGGUGCGGUACGGAAGCCGUGGUGUGCAGCUGGAACACCACGAUAAUGGUAGUAGGUCGUACGGCUGAGACCAUAGUGUACAAUUACGACGGCCCAGUGCAUCUGGUGACGGAGAUCGAUGGAGUACGCGUGUUAUCCGCCUUCUCUCAUGAAAUGGUACAAAAAGUGCCGAACGUCGUGCAAAGGAUAUUUAGAAUCAACUCGACGGAUCCCGCCUCUUAUCUUCUGGAAGCCUCUAAGCAGUUUCAGAGGAAAAGUCAUAAGGCCGAUAGUUAUAUCGAUUUAGUAAAGGACAAAUUGGACGCAGCGGUGAAAGCGUGUAUCGAUGGGGCGAGUCACGAAUUCGAUUUUGAAACGCAGAAACUUCUGAUGAGGGCUGCUAAAUUCGGGAAAGGAUUCAGCAAAUCGAUAGACUCGGAAUAUUACGUUCAAAUGUGUAGAACUCUGAGAGUCUUGAACGCGGUGAGGCAUCCUGCUGUAGGAAUUCCAUUAACGUACACGCAAUACAAUGUUUUGACAAAUCAAGUGCUACUGGACAGGCUAGUAGCACGUAGACACUAUUAUUUAAGUAUACUGAUAGCACGGCAUCUACAAUUACCCGAGAUUGACGGAGAAAGUAGAAUAUUGGCGCAUUGGGCUUGCUACAAGGUAAAACAGACGCAAUUGGACAAGGAACAAUUAGCAGAGGAGAUAGCUGAUAAGUUAGGAUACGCUCCCGGUGUUUCGUAUAGUGAAAUUGCGAAGAGAGCGGCUGAUUGCGGUCAAAAGCAGCUGGCUAUUAAGUUGAUCGACUAUGAACCACGUGCGCAUCAACAAAUACCUUUACUGAUGGCGCUCGGCGAGGAACGAGUUGCCCUACAUAAAGCUGUGGAAAGUGGCAACACAGAUUUAGUCUACACUGUCAUUCUUCGUCUUCGAGAAAGCACGACUCUCUGGGAUUUUCAAAUGGCUAUAGCACAUUGUCCUCUGGCUAUGGCUUUGUAUAUUAAAUAUUGCCAGAGCCACAAUAGAGAGACACUGCGUGACAUUUACAAUCAGUACGAUGACUUUCAUUCACAAGCAGUAUGGUUCAUCACCGAGAGUUAUCAACGAAAGAACACAAUGUCGAGGGACGCAUUGCUGCAAUCCGCACAAGAAAACUUUAAAUCCGCUCAUAGCGAUACGAACGCUGCACUGACGGAAGAACAGAUAAAAUUAUUAAAAUAUCAGAGGUCUUUAGGAAAGACGUUGCACGAGUCAGUUGUUGGUAAACCUCUACAUGAUACCGUAAAGUUAUUAUUACUACGUAAUGAGUUGAAACUAGCGGACAAAUUACGAUCGGAAUAUAAGAUACCGGAUAGAAGAUAUUGGUGGUUAAGAAUACAAUGUCUAGCAGAAGAAAGUAUGUGGAGUGAUUUGGAGAAAUUCUCCAAAAGCAAAAAGUCUCCCAUUGGUUAUGAGCCAUUUAUAGACGAAUGCCUGAAGUACAACGAAAAGUUGGAGGCAAGGAAAUAUUUAAGCAGAGUUAAAGAUGAUCUUAAAGUAAAAUACCUAGUAAAGUUGAACAUGUUGAAUGAAGCGGCUCAAACAGCAUUUGAGCAAAAAGACACUGCAGCUCUUGCAUUUGUACUGGCGCAAUGUGGAUCCUCCGAUAGACAAUUGAUAGACAAGGUCAACAUGUUUCUAGCUACAAAAAUGGGCUUCUCCACAAGCCUACAAGGUCAGGCAUCACACGAGGCAUUGCUGGGUCGCCAGGAUGCUGAGAUCAAGCUGCUGGAGACUAUGAGAAGAUGCCUCACGACAAAAGUUAAAUCUGACCGAGAGUAUGCCUCUAGCAUUUCUUCUCUUACUACUCAGGGAAAGAAGAUUGAGCGCAAUGAGGAUCUUGUUGGAAGUCUUAUAGCACAGGGUUGGAGAGACAUAAUGGACUCUAUUGAUCAGACUGCAAAGUUGAUCAAACUACAAGCUGAUUCUAUUGAAAAUAUUGUAGUAGAUCAAUUGAGUACAUUGUAUUCAGAAAGGAGAAGAGCCAGAAAGGUGUAUCAGGAAGAACAGACGUGGCUGAAUAACCAGCUUCAACAACUAACAGAUGAUGUAGCUAGGAAAAAAAUGGAGUAUCAGAAAAACUUAGAAAUGUAUAAAUUGAUGAGGUCACGAUUUGAGGAACAUUAUGUAAAAUCUGGUAGGGGUGGUCGUAAGUUGGAUGAAGUCAGAGAAAAAUACCAGAAAGCAUGUAGGAAACUUCAUCUAACACACAAUGAAUAUGUACUGCUACUGGGUGCUGUAACAGAAUGUGAGCAUGAUUUAAGAACUUGCUACUUGCCGAGUUUGCUUCAUCGGCAACAAGCUAUUCACCAAGAAUUUAUAACUUCGUGGAAAGGAAUACUUCAGGAUAUUGUAAAAUAUUCAGAUUUUACAACAGAAAAGUUCCUGGAAAUCCAUGUGCGAAUGCAAAAGGCGGUCGAUAGCGUCAAGCCUAUCGAAGAGUAUAGAGAUUUUAUUGGAAAACACAGAACUAGGCCAGCGUCUCCAAUCAGAUUCACGUUUGAUGAGAACCUUGUAGAUGACACUUCAGGAAAAUUAUCGCCAAACAAGUUGACUGUGGAUAAUUUGACUAUAGAUUGGUUGAGAAGUCGUCUGACAGAACUUGAAACUUCUCUUAAGACCACGCAACAAAAUCGACAGAGUCCGCAAUUUCUGCAAGAAAACAACAGCGAUUCUAAAAUUUUAAUCUUGGACUACACGCAUGAAAGAGAAGAGUUGAGAUUACGUUGCCAAGAAAAGAAAUUACAAAGACAAGUGGAUGUUAUAAGGGGUGCUCUCAAUGAGUUAGGCUGUGAAGAGUUACCUUCAGGUUGUGAUCUUUCCAUGGAAGGUUCUUUCACUGACUCACCUACAAUUAGUAAAAGAAACACAAUCCCAGACAGUGGUCUGUUUACGCUAAGAAGAAACCAACGAUUCAUGACAAUAUUUAAGUCGCCUUUCAAAUCUUUGCCGGCAAUUCAUGAUUCGAAAAACGGAGUGAUUAGGGCAAAUAGCGAAGGAUCUACAGUCAAAGCAGACAAUGUUCCCCCUGUUGUACCACUACGCGGAAUCUCUCACUUAACUAAUAACCAAAAGAGCAAUGGCAAUGGUGGGCUUAUGGAGGAGGAGUGGUUUCACGGAGUGUUACCGAGAGAGGAAGUCGUGAGAUUACUUGUCAAUGAAGGGGACUUUUUGGUGCGCGAAACGACGAGGAACGACGAAUGUCAAAUAGUUUUAUCCGUUUGUUGGGAUGGACACAAGCAUUUUAUUGUACAAACUACGCCAGAGGGACAUUAUAGAUUCGAAGGACCGACAUUCCCAUCCAUUCAAGAGCUAAUCAGACAUCAAUGGUUAUCCGGCCUACCGGUGACUAGUCGAUCCGGUGCUAUUCUUAAGACGCCAAUUUUGCGCGAGCGCUGGGAGCUUAAUAAUGAUGAUGUCAUCCUUUUGGAGAAAAUAGGUCGAGGAAAUUUCGGGGAUGUGUAUAAAGCGCAACUGAAGACCUGCAAGACCGAGGUGGCCGUGAAAACUUGCAAAGUCACGUUACCAGAUGAGCAGAAACGCAAGUUUUUGCAAGAGGGGAGAAUACUGAAGCAAUACGAUCACCCGAACAUAGUCAAACUUAUUGGUAUAUGCGUUCAGAAACAGCCGAUCAUGAUAGUGAUGGAGUUAGUACCCGGUGGCUCAUUGCUCACAUAUUUGCGAAAAAAUGCCGGCACGAUAACGCAGCGGGAACAAUUGCGUAUGUGCAAGGAUGCCGCGGCUGGUAUGCGCUACUUGGAAUCUAAAUAUUGCAUUCAUAGGGACUUAGCGGCUCGCAAUUGUCUCGUAGGAUACGAGUGUAUAGUCAAAAUUUCCGACUUCGGUAUGUCAAGAGAGGAGGAAGAAUACAUAGUUUCAGACGGCAUGAAACAAAUUCCCAUCAAAUGGACCGCACCGGAGGCGCUAAAUUUCGGUAAAUACACAUCGCUCUGCGACGUAUGGAGUUACGGAAUCUUGAUAUGGGAGAUAUUUUCUAAAGGCGGCAAUCCGUACAGUGGUAUGUCGAAUUCACAGGCGCGCGAGAAGAUAGAUGCAGGAUAUCGAAUGCCCGCCCCGGAUGGAACACCCGACGAGAUCUAUCGUUUAAUGCUGCGAUGUUGGGAAUAUGAACCAGAGAAACGACCACAUUUUGAUCAGAUAGACACCGUAGUUGAGACACUGUCUCAAGCGUAUCUGUGAGUACUAGGGUAUUUUAUGAAUACAGACAAUAAGCAGUAUAUCAAGUUGGUGCUACCAUUUCCUGAUAUUAAGUUCUCUGAUCGUUAUUUUAUAUAUUUACAUACUACCAAAACCUCACACGACAGUCUGCAAGAUCUGGAACUCUAAAUGUAUGUAAUGUAUAAAAUUAUCACAAAUUAAAUCAUAUAUUUUAGUGGUUUGUUAGAUAUACGUACAACUCGUUUGCACAUCUUUUGUAAAUUUCUUUGUCAAUUAUAUGACAGAAGUCGAAUGACAGUAUACGAUGUAAAUAGUGGCCAUUAUGUUCUAACUUAACAGAUAAAAGUAUACAUACGUAAGUAACAUACGUAAAUUUUUUCUGAAUCUUCCGUUGCAGUUAUGAUGUUAGAUGUCUCGUAUACUAUCAUUUGUCAACCAAUUACUGUGCAAGCUCGUGGAUAAUGCGUUCCUAACUUCAUUGGAAAAAGCGCGCGGAAAAAUUUGUUGCACAAAGAGUGUAUUCUUGCUUUUAAUACCGUUUCUUGCUUUAAUAGCGUUUAGCUUUUUUUAUGUAAUUCGGAAUGCAGCCGAUAACAAUAGUCCAACGAGAGAAAUUAAUUUCCGAGAAUGAGUGAAAAAACAAAUUCUCCUAUUGGAGAAUAAAGUAUUCAAACUGUAUUAAAACCCCAAGUGUAUAUAUAUACACCUUUGAAAAGUGUGUGUGUACACACACACACAUAUAUAUAUAUAUAUUUAUAUGUGCUUAAAAGCACAUGCUACAAAAGCAUAUAUACUUAUUAAUUACCAUUGUGUUAUACAACUACGUCAAUUAUGAAUGCCAUGUAUGGAUUAUGUUUUAUAUUUGCGCACAGUGUUAUAAAUUAUUAUAUUUUCCUCCGUCCACAUAUGUAUUAAUUCAUUAUGUUACAGCAAGUCAUGCUAUUGUAUUAUUGUGCUAGUAUUUUUGUGCACACACACACAUACACACACACAUGUAUGUAUGUAUGUAUAUAUGAAAAAUAGAGGGUCAGGAUCAUGCAUUCGUCUUUAUCAGUGUAUGUUGUAUACUCGGAGAUAGAAAAAGGUUGUUUUAACCACUUUUCUCAAUAUAUUUCGCAAUGCAUUUUACCUUAAACUUGUUUUUUUUAGUUGUACUAUUGCUGUAUUGAAAUUUCAUUUCUUUUCUCUUCUCAUCAAUUGAUUAUAUACUUAAUUCAUUCUAAGAGAACGAAGUGCUCUAGUUUAGAUAAAAAAAGCAACUUUAUAAGAAUAAUGACCUUUAUUCACAGGUUACACAGUCAUCAAUUAGAACAGUGGGCAAAGUGAUGUAUACAAGGUGCCAAAUAAAUAAGAAUGACAGAAGAAAUAUAAGCAGAAUUUCUUUGCUGUUUUAUAUAAGAGAAAAUACGGCAAUAUGUGUACAGGAAUAUUUAGAGAGCAGAAUAAUUCGUCUCAGGACACAAGCAACACAUUACAUAUAUUAUAAUACCGUUCUUGUAGAUAUUAUAUAGCAAUUAUAAAUAGAGCAAUAUUAAAUUGUGAAUUGUAUCAAAUUAUACAAGCUAUAACUUAAAUUCGAAUUUUUAUUGUCAGAAACUUUUCUAACAACUUUCAUAAGAUUUUAUAUAUUAUAUGUUCUCUUUCUAAUCUUAUUGUAAAUAAUCCUUUAUACAUGCAGUUAUGUUUCUUAAAUCAGCAAUUUAUUUAAAAAUCGCUCGAGAGUUUAUCUACUUUUAUAAUCUGUACUCCAUGAGAAAAUAUAUGAUGUAAUUCACUAUUUUAUAUUUCUAAAAUGACACGUAUAUGUUAAAUAUUUAUAGAUUUUUGCAUAAUUCAAUUUAAACCACACAAAAUAUUGCUUUGUUGUAUCAUUUAUUUUUUAUGUAAGAUUAAUUUCUGUAAAAAUUUACCUACGCGUUAACAUUAAUAUAUUUGUAUGAUAUAAUUAAUAACAUUGGCUGUUAU
Messenger RNA from Odontomachus brunneus, 7089 nucleotides. RefSeq lists its product as uncharacterized. The transcript has 31 exons. The coding region runs from base 109 to 5145 and encodes 1678 amino acids. Gene Ontology annotation, cellular component: cytoplasm; endosome; lysosomal membrane. Lineage: Eukaryota; Metazoa; Arthropoda; Insecta; Hymenoptera; Formicidae. The record is from RefSeq and is a predicted model, not a curated record. Gene Ontology annotation, biological process: protein phosphorylation; endosomal transport; vacuole fusion, non-autophagic. Gene Ontology annotation, molecular function: actin binding; ATP binding; protein tyrosine kinase activity.